This is a messenger RNA of Cataglyphis hispanica, 916 nucleotides long. RefSeq names its product alpha-ketoglutarate-dependent dioxygenase alkB homolog 7, mitochondrial. Gene Ontology annotation, biological process: DNA damage response; fatty acid metabolic process. The transcript is spliced from 5 exons. Gene Ontology annotation, cellular component: mitochondrial matrix. Lineage: Eukaryota; Metazoa; Arthropoda; Insecta; Hymenoptera; Formicidae. The record is from RefSeq and is a predicted model, not a curated record. Bases 116 to 820 code for a protein of 234 amino acids.
CCAUACUCAAAAAAAUGAUUAUCUCAAGUACUAGGCAAAAGACAGAAGACAUUCGUUUCUUCUUGUGUGAUCUGUCUUGGUUAUUUCAGUAAAAAAAUACAGAUCAAUUUAAGAAAUGGCAUUGCGUUUAUUAUUUCAUAAUGUAAACAGAGCGCUUUGUCACACUAGCUCAAAACAUAUUGUCAGUUCUAAUUCGGGUAUGAAAGAAUCGAAUAAAAGUGUUCCUAUUCCUAAGGAUUGGAAAAUAGAAUUAUAUAAUACCAUGAAAGUUCUCCCGGAUUUUAUCAGCGAGAAAGAGGAGAAUAUCCUGAUACAGGAGGUUGAUCCUUAUAUGAAACGAUUACGCUAUGAAUAUUCGCAUUGGGAUAAUGCGAUACACGGUUAUAGGGAAACAGAAUGGAAGAAGUGGAGCAAGGAUAGUUCCCAAAUUCUUGACAGAGUUCGUAAAAAAGCAUUUCCACCUGAAAUGACGCAGCUCUCCCUUGUACAUAUAUUAGAUUUAGCUUCCGAAGGAUGGAUAAAACCACAUAUUGACAGUGUCAGGUUCUGUGGGGGCAUUAUUGCAGGAUUAAGUUUGCUGACUGACAGUGUGAUGAAGUUGACAAUGGAAGGACAUGAAAAAGAAUGCGUCGAGUAUUUCUUGCUACCAAGGAGAUCAUUAUAUAUUAUGAGUGGUGUUGCGAGAUACAAAUACAAUCAUGAAAUCCUCAAAUCUGAGGAAUCAUACUUUGAGGGACGACAUGUACCAAAAAGUAGACGUAUCUCUAUAAUAUGCAGAAGCGAACCUGAUCCUGAAAUGAAUGAAAAUUCAACUAUAUAAUUAAGAAAUUUCGCUGCAGAGAUAUCUGUAAAUAUCUGAAAUUUAAUCAGAGCAUGAAAACUAAAAUAUUCCUAAAUAAAAUUUAUUUAAAAUGAA